Messenger RNA from Sphaeramia orbicularis (orbiculate cardinalfish), 1159 nucleotides. Its product is annotated as histone H3-like. Gene Ontology annotation, cellular component: nucleosome. The record is from RefSeq and is a predicted model, not a curated record. The transcript is spliced from 2 exons. Gene Ontology annotation, molecular function: protein heterodimerization activity; structural constituent of chromatin; DNA binding. Lineage: Eukaryota; Metazoa; Chordata; Actinopteri; Kurtiformes; Apogonidae. The coding region runs from base 409 to 1134 and encodes 241 amino acids.
GUCUUACAUUAAUGUAGGAUUUAUUUAGUGUGUUUUUUUGUUGCUGCAGAACAGAUCCAAUCCUCACUUUAACUGUUGCUCUUGAUAAUAUUAAUUUUGUGUUAAAUCCAUUGAUAAUGUUUGAAUGUGUUAAUGACCGGCUCAGCUGAAGGAAGGACUGUUUCUGAUUUUUAAUUCAUUUACUCAUGAGGAAAUUUAUCAGAAUCACAGACUCUGUUUUCUGGAACGCCCCCUUUCUAGGGACACCCGACAGGAAUGUAUCACUUCGAGGGGCGAAGCUUAACUCAGCGACCAAUGAGUAACAAGAACUGACAAGAAGCGUCACCGUUCGAGCUGGGGCUACAGUUUAAAAAUACGGUGUUUCCGGUUCUUUCUCUAUUCACCUUUUUCCUCACAAAGAAACAAACCAUGGCUAGAACCAAACAAACUGCCCGUAAAUCCACCGGUGGCAAAGCCCCGAGGAAGCAGCUGGCCACCAAGGCUGCCCGGAAAAGCGCCCCGGCCACCGGCGGCGUGAAGAAGCCUCACCGUUACAGGCCCGGUACCGUGGCUCUCCGUGAGAUCCGCCGCUACCAGAAAUCCACCGAGCUGCUGAUCCGCAAACUGCCCUUCCAGCGGCUGGUCCGAGAAAUCGCUCAGGAUUUCAAGACCGACCUGCGCUUCCAGAGCUCCGCCGUCAUGGCUCUGCAGGAGGCCAGCGAGGCUUACCUGGUGGGGCUGUUCGAGGACACCAACCUGUGCGCCAUCCACGCCAAGAGGGUCACCAUCAUGCCCAAAGACAUCCAGCUGGCCAGACGCAUCCGCGGAGAGAGAGCUUUAACGAUGAGUGGCAGAGGCAAGGGAGGCAAAGGACUCGGUAAAGGAGGCGCCAAGCGUCAUCGCAAAGUUCUCCGUGAUAACAUCCAGGGCAUCACCAAGCCCGCUAUCCGCCGUCUGGCUCGCCGUGGUGGAGUCAAGCGUAUCUCCGGUCUGAUCUACGAGGAGACCCGCGGAGUGCUUAAGGUUUUUCUGGAGAACGUCAUCCGUGAUGCCGUCACCUACACCGAACACGCCAAGAGGAAGACUGUGACCGCCAUGGACGUGGUUUAUGCUCUGAAGAGGCAGGGCCGCACCCUGUACGGAUUCGGAGGUUAAACUAACCGUCAACUUAAAAAAAAAA